This is a messenger RNA of Mauremys mutica (yellowpond turtle), 525 nucleotides long. RefSeq names its product protein FAM3A-like. The transcript is spliced from 8 exons. The record is from RefSeq and is a predicted model, not a curated record. Bases 1 to 525 code for a protein of 174 amino acids. NCBI's taxonomy places the organism in Eukaryota, Metazoa, Chordata, Testudines, Geoemydidae.
AUGGGGGCUGUGGGGGAAGUGGGAUGUCCGCUAUGCGUGGUGCUGAUCAUCCUCACUGCUGGACUCAGCUGGAUCCUCAUCAGCCUCCUGUUGGGCACCCAGAGUGGCUUCUCUCGCUUCCAGCAGCUCCUCAGCAGCCCUGAGAACCCCCCCACGGCAGUGUCAGGCUGCGGCAGCUCGACUGUGACCCUUCAGGCCAGCGCCGGCCCCUCAGGAGCCAGAAGCAGACACAACAAGCUGCAGCCCAGGAGGUAUAAAUGUGGCCUCCCACAGCCCUGCCCCGAGCAGCAUCUCACCUUCCUCCUGGUCAGUGGUGCCGCCAACAAGAUCUGCCUGGAGGAUAAAAUGCUAAUGAGCAGUGUGACGAACAAUGUGGGGCGGGGCCUUAACAUCGCCCUGGUGAAUGGGGUCAAUGGGGAGCUCAUUGAUGCCAGGUCCUUUGACAUGUGGGCUGGAUACGUCAACGAGCUGCCGAAGUUCAUUCGGACGCUGCACGGGGGAACCCUGGUGUUCGUGGCCUCAUAG